Molecule: messenger RNA, 1468 nt
Organism: Abrus precatorius (Indian licorice)
Lineage: Eukaryota; Viridiplantae; Streptophyta; Magnoliopsida; Fabales; Fabaceae
Exons: 4
Coding region: 94-1440 (448 amino acids)
Biological process (GO): GPI anchor biosynthetic process
Cellular component (GO): endoplasmic reticulum
Molecular function (GO): catalytic activity
Source: RefSeq, a predicted model, not a curated record
AACAAAACUUGCAACUACUCUCUUCACACCUUAAAAUUUAAAACCAUGCUUUCAGGUAGCACAAGAAAGAGUUGAAAACUUCAAAUUAUUCUGAUGGAGCAAGAACCUGUUCUUUCUCAUUCCCACAACCACUUCCACUUCUCCAUCUUCCUCAAACUCCUCAACAACAAUCUCACUCAUUUUUGUUCUCGUAUUCGCUGGCCACGACGGCGUCGUUCCAAAUCCAAGCUACUCAUCAAGAGGUUCGGCAAGACCCUCCCCAAACCUCAAUACGACCCAACUACCGAACCUGCAUCUCCCAAACCAAUACGAAUCGCAACGUUCAACGCAGCACUCUUCUUCAUGGCACCGGCGCUUCCUGAAGCAGAGAAAAGCGUCACGUGGGAAGAGAGCCUGGGAAGGCCAAAGUCAACACAGGAAGGACCGAGAAGCAUUCUGAAGCAAACGCAAUCUCCGGUGAACGGUAGGUCGAAAUUGAGAGUGUCGAUAAAUUUACCGGAGAACGAGAUAUCGGUGCGGCAAUCGUGGAGUUUCUCGGAACACGAGAGAAAAGGGUGGAGAAUGGUGGAGGGAGGAGCAGAGAGAGAGAGACAGAGAAGAACGGUGGUUGAAGUUCUGAGAGAGUUAAACGCCGACGUUUUGGGUCUGCAAGAUGUGAAAGCCGAUGAAGAGAAUGAGAUGAAGCCUUUGUCGGAUUUGGCUCGUGCUCUUGGCAUGAACUACGUCUUCGCUGAAAGCUGGGCACCUCAAUACGGCAACGCCGUUUUGUCUAAGUGGCCCAUUAAACGCUGGAAACUACACAAACUCUUCGAUCACACCGAUUUCAGGAAUGUUCUCAAGGCCACUAUCGAUGUGCCCCAAGCAGGUGAAUUCAACUUUUACAGUACCCACCUUGAUCAUCUUGAUGAGAAUUGGCGGAUGAAGCAGAUAAAUGCAAUAAUUCAAUCUAAUGAUGAACCGCACAUUUUAGCUGGAGGCCUUAAUUCAUUAGAUGAAUCAGAUUAUUCCCAAGAAAGAUGGACAGAUAUUGUUAAGUACUAUGAAGAGAUGGGAAAGCCAACACCAAAGGUUGAAGUGAUGAAAUAUCUAAAAAGCAGAGACUACACAGAUGCUAAGGACUUUGCAGGGGAAUGUGAGUCUGUUGUCAUGGUUGCCAAAGGCCAAAGUGUCCAAGGGACAUGUAAGUAUGGAACUCGGGUAGAUUACAUAUUAUCAUCUUCAGAUUCUCCAUAUAAAUUCGUUCCUGGGUCCUAUUUAGUCCUUUCUUCCAAAGGGACUUCAGAUCAUCACAUAGUGAAAGUUGAUGUGGUAAAAGUAAGUAACAGUCCUCAAGAAAAUAUGAUAAAGAAGCAGCGACAACCAAGACAAAAAUUUGUAAGAAUAAAGCAAUCAACUCCAUCAAAUUGUAUAUGGAAAACUGACACUGGAGAUAUAGAUUGAAUUAUUUUCUUUCCACCUCCUUUUAGAU